UCCUACUCCUCCAGCAUCCAGCAGAUACAGAGCAGGUCCUUGUCGGGCACUUUGUAGUAAGGACUAUCCCCUCCAGCUGACCCAGUUGUCUCCUCUUCCCCUGAAUGAUCCCUCAAGGAUGGACAAGGACAGGAAUGAGAUGACUAAGAGAAUAUUACACUUCACUUUGGAGAUCCUCCACCUGCUGACCGGAGAGGAUUACACCAUAGUGAAGAAGACAUGGGGGGAGUGUGUGGCCCCCAGAAGCCAUCUCCAUGAGUCAGGAGGACAGAGCAGGGCCCAAGGCCCCAUCAUGGAGCCUCCACCUCUCUCACUGAUACAUGAGGAGAAGAUCCUAGAACUCACCCACAUGAUCACUGAACUGCUGAAUGGAGAGGUUCCUAUAAGGUGUCAGGAUGUGGCGGUCUAUUUCUCCAUGGAGGAGUGGGAGUAUGUAGAAGGACACAAGGAUCUGUACCAGGACAUAGUCAUGAUGGAGGAUCACCGGCCCCUCACAUCACAAGAUGAAGUCAUUGAUAGAAAUCCACCUGAAAGGUGUCCCCGCCCUCUGUAUUCCCAGGACUGUCCAGAGGGAAAUGUCCCAGAGAAGCAUCAGGGGGGAGAUCUGAUCAUUAUUAAAGUGGAGGAUGAAGAAGACUGGAUGAGGGAAGUGGAGGAGGGAUUUCCAGGAGAUGUUACCACAGAAAAUCCCAGUAAGAAUUCUGAGGGAAACUUCAUGUUAUCCCUGAAUGAUAAAGGAGAAGAUGAAGAUAUGAUGGAGCGCUCCUCAGGAGAAGACCUCCUUACCCCUAAUGUCCAUCCAGAUCUAUCCUAUAAUAAUCCACCUUAUGAUGAGGAACCUUCUCUUGACCAACAACACAUUCUUACCACCAGGACAGAUCCAAAAAAUGCUGAAGGUUUAUAUUGUGAGGAAUGUGGAAAACAAUUUACCAAAAUAUCAGCUCUUCUUGCUCACAGGAAAAGUCACACUAAAAAGAUGUAUGUAUGUUCAGAAUGUGGGCAUCACUGUAUAAAACUUUCCCAUCUUAUUAUACAUGAGAGAAUUCACAAAGGAGAGAAGCCAUAUUCAUGUUCAGAAUGUGGAAAAUGCUAUACACGUAGGUCAGAUCUUGUUUUACAUGAAAGAACUCACACAGGAGAGAAGCCAUAUUCAUGUUUAGAAUGUGGGAAAUGCUUUACACGUAGAUCAGAUCUGGUUUUACAUGCGAGAAGACACACAGGAGAGAAGCCAUAUUCAUGUUCAGAAUGUGGUAAAUGUUUUCUACUGAAAUCACAUCUUGUUAAACAUGGGAGGACACACACAGGAGAGAAGCCAUAUUCAUGUUCAGAAUGUGGGAAAUGUUUCACAACUAAAUCAGAUGUUGUUAGACAUAAGACAAGUCACACAGGAGUAAGGCCAUAUUCAUGCUCUGAAUGUGGGAAAUGUUUUAAAAGUAAAUCAAAUCUUGUUGCACAUGAGAGAAUUCACACGGGAGAGAGGCCAUAUUCAUGUUCAGAAUGUGGAAAAUGUUUUACACAGAAAUCACAACUUUCUGGACAUGAGAAAAGUCACACAGGAGACAAAUGCGAUAUCUUAAAAAUAUAAUAAUAUGUAGAAUGGAAAUCUGAGAUCUCAGGUAACAGUAAAAUGUGAUGUUUCUAACUUCUGUUGUGAGAAUUAACCCUCGAAUAAACUUUAUAAUGAAACCUAAGCAGAAGCUAAAGCCAACAUCAUCUCUUGGUGAUCAGCACCUGGGGUCAUGUGACCUUUGUAGGUAAAUAACGGUAAUGAGAAGUAAUAUGUAAUGCUAUUGUGUAUCAUUUAGUAGUGACUUGUAGCUCUACACUACAGUAUGAUUGGAUGAUUUCUAUGGAUGAUAAUGAUUGGU
This is a messenger RNA of Hyla sarda, 1868 nucleotides long. Its product is annotated as oocyte zinc finger protein XlCOF7.1-like. The record is from RefSeq and is a predicted model, not a curated record. The coding region runs from base 119 to 1585 and encodes 488 amino acids. Gene Ontology annotation, molecular function: RNA polymerase II cis-regulatory region sequence-specific DNA binding; DNA-binding transcription factor activity, RNA polymerase II-specific. The transcript is spliced from 7 exons. Lineage: Eukaryota; Metazoa; Chordata; Amphibia; Anura; Hylidae. Gene Ontology annotation, biological process: regulation of transcription by RNA polymerase II.